Messenger RNA from Trichomonas vaginalis G3, 1242 nucleotides. RefSeq names its product guanylate cyclase protein. The transcript has a single exon. NCBI's taxonomy places the organism in Eukaryota, Parabasalia, Trichomonadida, Trichomonadidae. The record is from RefSeq and is a predicted model, not a curated record. The coding region runs from base 1 to 1242 and encodes 413 amino acids.
AUGCAAAUUAUCUCCGUAAUUUGGAUAGGAGGAGGCUGCUUCGGUUCAAAUGGCCCCUAUAUUACAUCAAUUAUUGCAUCAUCUAUCACAAUUAUCCUUAUUAUCUCAAUUUGUAUCCGAGCAAGAGUUUAUGCAAGUUAUAAAUCAAUGAAACCUAUCGAAAUCAAUAUAAUGUUCGCUAUCUCAUCAUAUAUCUUCCCAAUUUUAACAAGUUUUACCACAAAUUGCGUUGGCUCGACGAUAUAUAACUUUGUAAAAGGAAAUGUCGAAGCAGUCCAGGUUGUUGGCUUUAUCUUAGCCAUAAUAGCAUUUUUUGUGCAGGUAUAUAUGCAAUACAACUUCAUUUCUCCAAGAGUUAUGUUCCUUCACGAUGUUAUGUUGAUGUGGACACCAGGAUCAGCCGCUCUAGUUACAUUUGCCUUAGAAAUUAACUCAGCUUUGUUCACAGCUACUAUCCAAUCUGAUAAAAUUUCAUCAACCGUUGAACUUGCAGUUAUUUUUAUUAUUUCAUAUGUUAUUGGUAUCUAUUUGUUCCUUGACUCAAUGUUUCUUAACAAAAUAUACGGUAACAUCUUUUGUUCCAUGCUUAUUUCAAACGGAUCAUCAAGUAUAUUGAACAUUGUAGCACUUUACACGAAAAUUGACUAUAAUAUCUUGUUCUUUAUUAUAAUUAUCUUUGUUAUUCUUUCAUAUUUGAUAUUACAUUUCAUGCAUUCGAAAUUUUCACAAAUUUCUAUGGUCAGACUUGAUUCUGCAUCACAAGAUGAGUAUUUCUAUGGUCGUAGUGACAAUUUAGCACGUGAUGUUCGUAGGUCAUUAGAUUAUUGUUCACCAGGUAUCUUCAUGUUCCCUAUUUACGACCAAUUCCUUGAAGAAAACAAUGAUAUCAAAGACAUGUUGUUUGUUUAUGUUCGUAUUGUUUCAGCUUUUCCUAGUUAUAAAUACAAACUUGAAGUUGUUGAUGAUUAUCUUAAGAAAUCAUCAAUAAACUGUCGUAGUUUGUUGAAUUUCCAAGUUCAGUUGUUAUUAUGUCAUCGAAAUACAGCUGCUACAUCAAAAAUAGUCAAAAAAUUUGAUUCUAUUGACUCAAUUUCAAAAAUUUUGACAAGUAACACGAAAAAGUUUUGGGAGAAUGUUUUACAUGGAAACACAGAUGCCUUUUGGCCAAGUUUGUUAACAUGCGAUUCAUUGUCACGCGAGAUGUCAAAAGAGAUCAGUCAACUUGUCAAUAACUACAUUUAA